UGUCGUUGAAGCGAAGAUUGUUCUGUCUGUGGUUGCAGUUUUAGCUGUAAUAGCGUUCAGCAGACAGGACUUGCAUAAACCUUGGCGUUCACCGGGCAGAAGUUUCCACAUAUCCAGAAGAAAAGUUAGUUUGCUGUCAAAGUUGAGCUAAAGGAGAAUCAGAGAUGUGUGCUGCUCUCUACGUGCUGUCUACGGUGAUGGGGUAUGUGCUCACCUCUGCCUUGUUAUUGAAAUGCCCAACACUUCUGCAUCGGCGGAAGAGAGAGCCAUUCCUGAGCAGACACAUAUCCCAUCGUGGAGGGGCAGGUGAAAACCUGGAGAACACCAUGGCAGCUUUCAAGCAUGCAGUGGACCUUGGCACUGACAUGCUGGAGCUGGACUGUCACAUGACCAAGGACGAGCAGGUGGUCGUGUCACACGAUGCCAACCUGGAGAGGUCGACUGGCGUCAGUGCCCACAUCUCUGACGUGGCCUACGCCGAUCUGCCUCCUUACCUGUGCAAGCUUGGUGUGACUUUCCAGAGAGAAUGCGUCUGUGAGGGAGGGGAUGACAAACGCAUUCCUCUCCUCAGGGAUGUGUUUGAGGCCUUCCCUAAGACCCCUGUCAACAUUGACAUCAAGGUCAACAAUGACACCCUUAUCAAGAAGGUCUCUGAGCUGGUUGUGAAGUAUGACAGAGAACACAUCACUGUUUGGGGCAACUCUAGCAACCAGAUUGUGCAGAAGUGUUACAAGGAGAACCCUCGUAUCCCAGUGCUGUUCAGCAUGCGCAGGGUUCUAAUGCUGGUGGGUCUCUUCUACACCGGCCUUCUGCCAUUUGUGCCCCUCAAAGAGCAGUUCCUGGAGAUCCCCAUGCCCUCCAUCGUCACUAAACAUCUUAUGAGGGAUCCUGAUAAGAUGACCAAGAGUCAGCAUGUCAUCACCUGGCUGGCAGAUACCCUGCUGAUGAGAAGAGCUCUGUUCAAUCACCUAACAGCAAGGGGAAUACAAGUUUAUGUCUGGGUGCUGAACGACGAGAAGGACUUUAAGAGAGCCUUUGACCUGGGAGCCACAGGGGUCAUGACCGACUACCCCACAAAGUUGAGGGACUUCAUGGAGAAGAAUGGCACUGCUAAAUCACUAAAUAAACUAGACUGAAUGAUCUGCCAAAGUUGCCACUUCCCCACCACUAAAGCCAACUGACUUGUCAAACUAUCUCCAGACUCCAUGUAGAUACAGCACUGUUUGAACACCACCACAGGCAGCUAAGAUUAUUUGGCCCUUUGUCCUGCACGUCAACUGGGCAAUACGCCUUGUUAGUGUAUCUACUUUUACAGUAAGGUUUUGUUAUGUUUGAUUUAAUUUAACAUGGUCAGUUCAGAUGUUAAUCGUAGUUGAGGGAUAUUUGAUCCAAGAAGUGGUUCAAUAUUCAAGUAUGUCGUUGUGUUUUGCUGUUUGACAGAUAAUGCACACAUCUGUCUUAUUCAAGACUUAUUUCAGUGCCAGUCUGUUUGUGCUAUAAUGCCAUCUCCAUUGCUCAUAGUUGAGCCUAACAAUGAGUGAAAAGGAGUUGGCAUGAUAGCAAAAAUACUGGCAUUACAAUUAGUCUUGAAUUUAUGUAAUAGUAAAGUGAUAAUUAUUUUCACCUGCAGAAUCAAUAGAAUUGUAAGUGUUUUAGUUUUUGCAAUUUUAGAAAUAUAUAUAUUUUUUUAGUUAAAUAUUGAUUGUAAAAUUGUAUUGAAAUAUGAAAUGCAUUUGAAGUUUGGUCGUGCUGUAAAGACAACUCUCCAGAAAGGUGCAUAGACUUGUAUAAAACACGGGAAAGGGAUAGAUGUGUACAGUUACUGGAGUUAGAACAGGUGACCUAUUGAAAGGGCAACAGUCAGACGUUAUAUCAGGGAAAGAUGUUUAAUCAGAAUGAAGCCAUAGGACAUGGAAAAUGUAUGACAAUUCAAAGUGUUAGAAUUAAUGAUUAAAGUGAUUUUCUGGAUGUUUU
Messenger RNA from Salvelinus namaycush (lake trout), 1974 nucleotides. It is a transcript of the gene gdpd1, whose product is annotated as glycerophosphodiester phosphodiesterase domain containing 1. Gene Ontology annotation, molecular function: phosphatidylcholine lysophospholipase A1 activity; phosphoric diester hydrolase activity. The transcript is spliced from 11 exons. Lineage: Eukaryota; Metazoa; Chordata; Actinopteri; Salmoniformes; Salmonidae. The record is from RefSeq and is a predicted model, not a curated record. Bases 165 to 1136 code for a protein of 323 amino acids. Gene Ontology annotation, cellular component: endoplasmic reticulum membrane. Gene Ontology annotation, biological process: N-acylethanolamine metabolic process; glycerophospholipid catabolic process.